AUGGAAAAGAUCAAAGAGCGUAUGAGCGCCCUCCGCUUGGAGGCCGAUGAGGCUCACGAGCAAGUCGAGGAGCUCAAGAAGAAGGUCAAGACCCUGGAACAGGAAAAUCUGUCCAAGGAACAGGAGAUCACAUCUCUCAACCACCGCAAUCAGCUCCUGGAGGAGGAAGUUGAGAAGCUCGAGUCCUCCGUCAAGGACGCCAAGGACGCCGCCAACCAAAGUGCCCAGCACGAUACCCAGAACGAAGCUCUUCAGCGUCGGGUACAACUCCUUGAGGAGGAGGCCGAGGAGAACGAUCGCACUCUGCGUGAGACCAACGAGAAGCUCCGCCAGACUGAUGUCAAGGCCGGCCACUACGAGCGAAAGGUGCAGGCCCUGGAGACCGAGCGCGAUCAGUGGGAGGCCAAGUACGAGGAAAUGGCGAAGAAGCACGCUGAGCUGCAGAAAGAUCUGCAUGAUUUGGAGGUCUCUAUCAGCAACGUCUAG
Penicillium diatomitis is the source of this 486-nucleotide messenger RNA. RefSeq names its product tropomyosin. Gene Ontology annotation, biological process: mitotic cytokinesis; actin filament organization. The record is from RefSeq and is a predicted model, not a curated record. Gene Ontology annotation, cellular component: actin filament; actomyosin contractile ring. Gene Ontology annotation, molecular function: actin filament binding. The transcript is spliced from 3 exons. Lineage: Eukaryota; Fungi; Ascomycota; Eurotiomycetes; Eurotiales; Aspergillaceae. The coding region runs from base 1 to 486 and encodes 161 amino acids.